Molecule: messenger RNA, 925 nt
Organism: Arachis stenosperma
Lineage: Eukaryota; Viridiplantae; Streptophyta; Magnoliopsida; Fabales; Fabaceae
Exons: 1
Coding region: 9-683 (224 amino acids)
Source: RefSeq, a predicted model, not a curated record
CUUAGAUAAUGGGGAAUUGCUCCAUUAAGGGUACCACUGGAGAAUGCCACCAUACUAUCCGUAUCCUGAGUGAUAGUGGUGCCAUUUUACAGUUCAAAGGUCCUAAAACUGUUGGCCAAGUGCUCCAGCAUUACCCAGGCUAUGGUGUUUUCCUCUGGGGUCAUCCCUCAACACCAUUGCAGGUCCAUGAGACCUUAGCCUAUGGUAUUUUCUAUUACCUUCUUCCCCUGAAGGAGAAAGCCCCAGCGGAGGACCAGAUACCUAGUAAUGGGGUUUCAGCACAAGGGGAAGGCCAAGAGCUUCUUCAAUGGUCAGAGGUAGAGUCAAAGAAGAGCGAUGAUACUGAGCAACCUAAUAAGUUGCUGUGUGCUGAAGGGGCAUGCAAUUAUGUCCAGAACUUGUCUCCCGGGUCAGCUCUUGAAGUGCUGCCUUCGGCUAAGAAUGGGGUGUGGAGAGUGAAGCUGGUGAUUGGCACAAGGCAGCUAGAGGAGAUUUUGUCGGAGCAGGUGAACACGGAGGCGCUGAUCGAGAAGAUGAGGAUGGCUGCAAGUAGUAGCCCUACAAGGAGCAGAACCAUGGCCACUUGGAAAGUUGGGUGGAAGCCAACACUCUUCCAUACAUUGUUGGCACCUAUUUCCCGUGCAAGAAUCACUGCUUCAGAGUAUAGCUUUGGUUCGGGUUAAGGAAUGGUUUCAUCAGCUUCCAGCUGUUUAUAACAAUCCAUCAAGAGGAGCACUUUGCGAGUAUUUUAGAUCUUUCCUAACAAGAUCUAGAAGUUCUAGGUUAAUCUAAGCUUGGGGUCUUGUGUUUUUUACGACCUGUCCAAAAUAUCAAUGAAAUGUUAUGAUUAUGAAUGCCAAAGAAUGUUAGACACUUGACAUUUCUACAUUGUGUAUCUAUAACUACUUUCCACACCACGGCAUGA